Molecule: messenger RNA, 1774 nt
Organism: Closterium sp. Naga37s-1
Lineage: Eukaryota; Viridiplantae; Streptophyta; Zygnematophyceae; Desmidiales; Closteriaceae
Source: the annotation of a GenBank genome assembly
AUGGCGCACGGGGAAGGGCUCCAGGGGCCGGGCGCGCGGCCAGGGCGGACGGUAUCGGGGAAAGACGCGGGGGAUGGCGGGAGGAGCGGCGGAAUAUUCGGCGGAGAUCGAAGGGUGGUGGAAGAGAAAGUGGCGGAGGUGGAUUGCUACUGUUCGGGGACACGUGGCGACAUGAGAUUGGCUGCUUCGGUGGAAGGGAUGACGGGCCCCAGCAGAAGCCAGCGGCAACACGCGCAUCACCACCACCACUUAGAAGCAGCGCGGACCACUCCCAUGCCGCCCGCUGCUGCUGCCCCGCCGUGUGCCACUGCCUGUGCUGGCGCCUGUGGGUUGGAGUGUAGGCGGCAGAGCAGGGAGGUGGAAGGCGCGCCGUUGUUGACUGCAGCAGCUAGAAAUGCUGGCACGUGCACGUCUGGGCAGCAGGGGCUACAGGGGCAAGAGGGGAAACAGCAGCAGCAGCAGCAGCAGCAGGGGCAGCGGAGCAGCAGGGGGAGUGAGAGGCAUGGGUUUCGAGUUUUGGCAUGUGCAGCAGUGCGUCUGUGCGUGCUGCUGCUGGCCCUCCUGUAUCUUCUCCUGCUGCUCUCACUGCUCGUACUGGCCCCCACCCGCCACGCUGCACGGUCUUCCCUCCUCUCUGCCCUCCGCCUGCUUCCCCGCACUCCGUCCCCCUCGCCCCCUCCUCUUGCCUCCCGUCCCCUGCCGUCGCCCCCCCUCGCACCACCCUCUCACCCCACCAACCCCCCCGCACUGGCCUCGCCUGGGUGUGUGGUGGGGCGAGGCGGCAAUGGGUCAUGCAGCAGCCACUGCUGUGUGGACACGUGUGCUGCUGGGAGCCUUGCUGACCUUGCCUGUUUCAGGAGGGAGUUGACAGAACAGCAUGGGUUGCAUGGGCAUGGGCAUGGGUAUGGGCAUGGGCAUGGGCAUGGGCAUGGGCAUGGGCAUGGGCAUGGGCACGGGCAUGCGCAUGCACAUGGGCAUGGGCAUGGGGGGUUGGGCGAGGAGGGCGAGAGGGAUCGGUCGUAUGCGGAGGACUGCUGUGUGUUCACAUGGGAGAAGCCCCACAAGAUGCACAACGUGGCAGUCACGGUGUGGGACGAGUUCACAGUGGCGCAUGCGGUGGGGUGGUGUGCCAAGGCGCUCAUCAUCCGCGACCGCCGCAUGCUGCUGCUGCUCUCCACCGCCUUUGAGCUCACCGAGCGCAUGUACAGGCAUCUGUUGCCCAACUUCAACGAGUGCUGGUGGGACUCCAUCAUCCUCGACAUCCUGCUCUGCAACACUCUCGGCAUGGAAGUGGGCCUCUGGCUUCUCCAAGUGUGCCACAUGCCGCGCUUUGAUUGGUUCGCCGGCGUAUCGUCUCUCAUCGCCCACAAGGCACCCUCCUUUCCGCACCUCAUCUCCGCCACUCGCCAGUCCCUUGUGGCAGCACUGCUCUUCCUCCUCGUGCUAGCAGCGGACCUCUGUGCUUUCUUUCUCAAGCACUGCCUCGCCCUGCCACCACUGCACCCCUUCAACUCCCUCCGCCUCUGCCUCUGGGCCGCGCUCUCCCUCCCCGCCGCGCACUGCCUGCACUCUCUCCUGCACUCGCCCUCCCUCGCCUGCUCGUGCCCCUCGGCGUGUGCUGCAGGGCGGGUGAGGGGGGAGGCGUCGGGGGAGAAUGGAGCAGCGCGGGGUGAAGGGGAGCAGAAAAGGAGGGAGAUUGGGGGCACACCGUUCCUCAUCCUCGCACUGCUGCUCUGUAUCUCCGAGAUUCUUGUCUCACUCAAGUUCUGCCAGG